This is a messenger RNA of Chanos chanos (milkfish), 438 nucleotides long. It is a transcript of the gene baalca, whose product is annotated as BAALC binder of MAP3K1 and KLF4 a. The transcript has 3 exons. The record is from RefSeq and is a predicted model, not a curated record. Gene Ontology annotation, cellular component: cytoplasm. Lineage: Eukaryota; Metazoa; Chordata; Actinopteri; Gonorynchiformes; Chanidae. The coding region runs from base 1 to 438 and encodes 145 amino acids.
AUGGGUUGCGGUGGAAGUAGGGCUGAUACGAUCGAACCCCGGUACUACGAGAGCUGGACCAGAGAAACUGAGUCGACAUGGCUUACGAACACAGAUACAGAGGUAACCCAGACUGCCAUCGUCAGCUAUAGUAACAGUCAUCAACGUGGGACUAAUGACAGCACAGACACGGCGAUGAAGGAAAACACGGCAACAUGCCCAGAAGACAGUGGCCAUACAGAUCCAGUGUGCACCAGUUCCUCUGCCAGGGAAAAGAAGAUGGUGAACAUAGGCACACAAUGUGGAAGACAGCCUUUCCAUUCCACUUUCACCAAGAGCAAUCAGAAGAGACCUCUCCAGAGAGAUGAGGUGAAUUUGAAUACCAAGAAACCCUCCAAGGAGGCGGUUGCAACCAAAAGUGUUCACCAUGUAUCCUGCAUGGAGAAAACAGCACCCUGA